Colletotrichum navitas is the source of this 1535-nucleotide messenger RNA. RefSeq names its product family 18 glycosyl hydrolase. Gene Ontology annotation, molecular function: chitin binding. The coding region runs from base 315 to 1535 and encodes 406 amino acids. The record is from RefSeq and is a predicted model, not a curated record. Gene Ontology annotation, biological process: carbohydrate metabolic process. The transcript is spliced from 5 exons. NCBI's taxonomy places the organism in Eukaryota, Fungi, Ascomycota, Sordariomycetes, Glomerellales, Glomerellaceae.
CCACGCGGAUGUGAGCUUUCCCGCAAACGGGAUUCCAUCUCCGACCGCUUGGAGAUGCAGGAACUAAUAAUUCUCGUGCCGAAAAGCAGUGCGCGAUAGACACCCCUGCAUUCCGGGUGGCGCCGCUGUCCCGUUCUCCUUGUUGAAGGAUCUUGAACGAUUGUGAGGCAAGCAAGUUUAGUAUCUCGAUUCAGAACGAGUUUCUUAAAUGACCAUGGCUGCCCGCACGAUGAACGAGGUCUGCAGAGUCUUGCUCACAGUCGUUCUUUAACCCCCCUACACUCCUUUCUUGGCUAUUCUGCCUCUGUCUAGCCAUGCGUUUUCUUCAGGCUUCUUGGACCACUUUGGUCCUGUCCAUUCUUUUACGCCAAGCCAUUGCAGAAUCUUACUUUGCUCUCAACUCCGCCUAUGGUCUCUUGCAGAACACUGUUGCCGCCGAGGACCUCGAACUGCCAGUCGGAACUUGCAAUGCAAACACGCCAUGUGUAAACGGCGCUUGCUGCAGUGGCAACGGCAGCGGUCUCUGCGGUUACUCCCCCUCGGAAUGUGGCGCCGCAAACUGCACCUCCAACUGCGAUGCCAAAGCCGAGUGCGGCCAGUACGGCAAGCCUGGUAAACAGACCUGUCCUCUUGGUGUUUGCUGCUCAAAGUUUGGUUUCUGUGGCUCAACCUCUGACUUUUGCGACGCCGGAUGUCAGGAGGGAUUUGGUGGCUGCGGCGACGUCAAGCGGCCCUCCUGCAGCAAGGACGGCGGCAGCAUCAACAAGCGGACCAUCGGCUACUACGAGUCCUGGGCCAACACACGAGCCUGCAGCGCCGUUUCACCCGAGGACCUCAACCUAGAUGGCCUUACUCACAUCAACUUUGCUUUUGUCUUCUUCGAUCCGUCCUCGUUUCGGAUUAUUCCCAUGGACAAGAACGCCGGCACCCUCCUCAACCGUUUCACCAAGCUAAAGGAAAAGAAGGCUGGCCUACAGACUUGGGUCAGUGUUGGUGGUUGGUCUUUUAACGAUCCCGGCCCAUACCAAAAGGCCUUCAGCACCAUGGCCUCGAGCGCGGGAAACAGAAAGAUGUUUAUCGAUGGUCUGAUCAAGUUUAUGGAGCUAGUAGGUUUCAUGACUCUCAAAUUCUCGCAAUCGUCUGACACGGAGCCAGGCGAUCGCGGCGGUACCGCAGAUGACACUGCCAACUUUGUGCUGCUGUGCAAAGACAUCAAGGCCGCGUUCGGGAGUCGUUUUGGCUACUCCAUCACUCUGCCUGCAUCGUACUGGUACCUCCAGAACUUUGACCUCGCUGGCAUGCAGCCAUAUGUUGACUGGUUUAACAUCAUGUCGUAUGACAUCCACGGGGUGUGGGAUGCUGCUUCAAAGUUCGUUGGACCUAUUGUCGCAGCGCACACCAAUCUCACUGAGAUCGACAUGGGUUUGGACCUCCUCUGGCGUGCGGGCCUCAAGCCCGAGAAGGUUGUCCUCGGUCAAGGAUGUAAGCAGCCAGCCAGAUGUUUAUUCUAUUCCCUGGCCUCAUCGGUACAAUGA